AUGCCAUUCGCUGCCAGUAUGUCUUCGGUGCAGGUGGAGUUGAAGACUCGCAGAUGCUACCACUUUAUCCGAAUGGCUCGAGGAUAUUCGUUUUCCCGUCUUCUCAACUGCUUCUUUGUAAGAUGGGAUACCGUAGCUGUGUUUCCGGAAAUCACAGAAGAUGUAGGUGAGUUGGAUGACCAGAAGAACACCGAAGAAAAUGAUCAGGUAGUUGCAACACCAUCGCCAGCCUUAAGGAUCAGCGAUACAUCCAGCGGUGACGGAACCAAGUCGUCACGAUUUGAACCAGAGAGUCCAUUGGAGCGGCACCAAACCCUCCAAGGACAUUUACGCCCCAGAGCAUCUAGACAGUUGCCCGAAAAGUUCCUAACACGUAGUCUAAAGGAUUUAGAAGAUGUCCAACAAGUCAACCCAAUAUACGGAUACUGCAGCCAGAAAUCUCCAGAUCCAAAGAAUCCAGAAGUGAUACUCGUUGCGGAGCUUGCUCCAUUUGAUCAACAAUGUGUAUCGUCCCAGGAACCCUUUUACGCCUUCAAUCGCCUUGAAUUCCAUGGCUUCGGCGGUGCUGGUUCGGCGCUGAUGAUAGGUAUGCUCUUGGAGAGGACGUGCCAAUUGUACAGUUCAAUUGUAGAUAUUCAAAAAUGCAAGCGUCCUAUGUAUCCCACGCCAUGGAACACUCUACCAAAAUUUGCAAUUCCUAACCCUAUAUGCCAAGGGAAGGAUGACAAUAAGAGGCAAGGAGUCAAAAGGACCCAGUUUCCAUUAAUCACUGAUUAUGAUACCCGAGUUGAAGCCGUAGCGGAGUAA
Messenger RNA from Paracoccidioides brasiliensis Pb18, 807 nucleotides. RefSeq lists its product as uncharacterized. The coding region runs from base 1 to 807 and encodes 268 amino acids. The record is from RefSeq and is a predicted model, not a curated record. The transcript has 5 exons.